GGUAAAAUACAGGUAUGGCCGUUGGUAGCAUCGCAGAACUCUCACCUCCAAAGUGGUGUACUAACCUGCGAAAGCCGCGAUCCUGGCAUCCUAUGCAGUCACUAGGUUCGAAAUUGAAGAAAUUCAUCGGAGGGGAGCGUUUCCCCAUCCGUGGUCGAACUCUGGAAGAUGUGGACGAAGUGAUAAUCAUAUCUAGAUGUUCUGCCAAGAAUGGGGUAUCUGAACCCAUACUAGGCUUUCAACAUGGCCCCGAGAUCUGUUGUAGAUCCUCACAUGAUACAGAGCGACAAGAGCGCAGAACACGGACCAGGGAUUUGUCUCAUCCACGAUAUUCAACACGAGCCGAAUCAGGCGGCGAAAGGUGCGUGGUGAAUUCGUGGUGUGAAGCUUGAAUGGGAGAAUCCCGGUUACGCUUUGAAGGCGAAUUCUCUUGAUUUCUUGAUAUGGAUAGCCCCUCGUGCAAUUGAAUGGUGAGGACCAGCAAACAC
This is a messenger RNA of Marasmius oreades (fairy-ring Marasmius), 488 nucleotides long. RefSeq lists its product as uncharacterized. The coding region runs from base 15 to 392 and encodes 125 amino acids. NCBI's taxonomy places the organism in Eukaryota, Fungi, Basidiomycota, Agaricomycetes, Agaricales, Marasmiaceae. The record is from RefSeq and is a predicted model, not a curated record. The transcript has a single exon.